AUGAUGCUCGACAAGUUCAAAAACAUAGUCAACCUAAACAACAGCGCCGCGGAAAAGGAUGAAGUGAACAAAGCGGAGGCGAACGAAAACCCAGAGGCCAGCGCGCCACUACCAGGGGGGGAUCCCUCUCUAGAAGCAGCAGAGGACAAAGCCUUCUUUGAUGAAAUGCUAGGAGCCCCACAGUACACUUAUGAGCAGUUCCUCAAGGUGUUAAAGGCCCCUCAAGAGGAAAGGGGAGAUACGGAUGACUUGAGAAAGCACUGGGGGUAUCCCCGGAGGUGGAAAGUCAUUCUCUGGGAUCUCCAAAUACAGAAUUAUAUGAACACCGAUUUUAAUGCCUUUGUCGAUUUCGACUUUGGAGGCAACCGAGAGGAGUGCCGCAUUCAGAGAGGCUCCAGCAUGAAAAUCUACGCCAAGGGGAAGACGAAAAACUGCCUGCGGACCCAUGUGGUGUCCAACGUGGCAGCGGACCAAAAAAAAAACAUGAAUUUCAGGAGCGUGUUUGAGUACAGAGGGUCUUAUCUAGACCUCGAAAAUGAAAAGCUAAGAAUAAAGGUGUGGGAGUAUAAACAGCUCACAUUAAAUAAACUGGAAGGUAUAUACGAAGAGCCUCUUCUCUCAUUUGCAGUAGGACAGGUUUAUAACGAAACGACGUUGUAUAAAUAUAUGAAGGAUACCCGAGUGAAGCGCUGCCGCCUCUUCUUCCAACUAUACUUCCAGGAGCUAUACGAUUUUGAGUUAUCAUUUCUGAAUUGGUCAUUUAACGAUUUGCUCUCCUACACGUACAUACAAGCUAAGAGCUUAAAGUACGUCGAGGACGAUCCGGAUAAAUUGGGGAGACGGUUUAACAAAAAUGGACGUUGUCAUUUCUGCCCUAAAGGAGGCACUCGUGUAAAAGUUAAAAAGUUAAAUAAAAAAAAAAAAAAAAAAAACGAAAAUGAAGAUACAGAAUAUGAAAUCGGCAUUAAUUCCUCUUUCAAUAGUGCCUUGUCUGAAGACUCAGAACGAAAUAAUAAAAACAGCCAACAGAACAAAACGGGUGCCACAUAUAAAGAUGAUCGGCUGGCAAGAAAUUUAGAAAAAUUAUUCUUCCGCAAUGUGAGUUUGAUGCAGAAUGUGGAAGAGAAUGAAAAGGUCUCGUACAAAAAUGUUAAUAAUGUGGAGUUACCAAAUCCGAGAGUUACCAUCACGUUGACACAUACGCCCAAGGGACAUGAAGGACUGACCUUGGUCUCCAUGGAGCAGAAGGCCAUCUGCUUCCCCAUCUGGGAAAACCUAGGCGAGAUGUACUUCCGGGGCACCCUUCGGGAUAUUGACAUGUCCUACUUGAACAUACAAGUGGAGGACAUGUCCGCGCCUAAAAGUAACCGCGAAAUCGGGACGUGUCAAAUUCCGCUCAAGGGAGUAGUGGACUACCCAUACGUCUCGCACCAGCUGGAGGCGCCCCCCUGGUUGAUUGAAGAAGCCAAGUACGAAGGAUGGGAAGGUAAAUUGGAGGAAUGGAAAUUCGGCACCGUGGAUGGAAAGGUCAUAAUAGCAAGAGUACCUCGGUACAGACAGAUGGGGGAUAUGUACCACGUGGACUGUCGAUACGCCUACCUCAUAGUUCAUAUAUUUAAUAUAGACCAGAUAGUAACAGUAGAGAAUGUAAAAGAAUUGGAUACGUACGUGGAGGUCUCCUUUGACGAAACCAGCAGGAAAACACGUUUGGUAAAGAAAACCUUGUCACCAAAUUAUGACAGCCAAAUAGCUAUCCCACUACGCUUCAAUAAUAAAAGUCAGGUGAAUUAUAAUAAUUUUAGUAAAAAGGGACGUAUAUAUAUAGAUGUUUGGGGCAAAGCAGAUGACAUUGUAUACGUGGGAGGGGUAUCCAUAACCCCUUAUGAAAUAUUUUUUAAUGAAAAAAAUGUGAAAAGAAAAAAAACCAAAUUGGAACACAUUGAUUUGGAGACUAAUGUCAGGACCCCAUACGAGACAGUCGUCUACAGAGGCUGCAAAAAAUUACUCUUCCUACAUGACGAUCAAAGAACCUCAAACAUACAUUUCAGCGUGUGGACAUACCCAGAUAUGUUAAGCAACGAUCAGCAUGACAGUAACACAGUGGUGGCUCCACCUAUUUUUAAUACCACAAAAAAUUUCCCUAGGAGAUUAGCAGAAAAGUACGAGAAAUUGAAGGGACUAUAUUUUCAAGUACUUAAAACGAUUAGAGGUAUUCCAGAAGGAUGUACAGAUAUAUAUAAGACGAAACGUUUUUUUAAUUACGAAUUGAUGAAUCAAAGAAAGGAAAGUCAUUUUUUGCCAACCCUAAUUACAAAUGUGAAAUCUCCAUACGGUGCAGAAUCCACAAAUGCCAUAUUCCAUUACGUUAGAUGUAUACCUUUUAUCCACAAAAAAGAUAAUAUAGCUUUUACACCAGAUUUCACACUACAGCUAAAAGGGGGAAAUGCCUUAGACCAUAGCCUACUAUUGUGUAGUCUCUUUUUAGGCAUCCCAGUCAUAUCCUUUGUAUGCUUUGGAACCUUGUGGGAUAACCAGAAGCAUGCAUGGGUGUGUACCCUAGAAUAUAAUGAAGAGAAAAAUUAUGGUAUUAUCAAGUUUUGGGAAACCACUACAGGAAAUGUAUAUACCUUAAAAAAAAGAUUUAGUGAUGUGAAUAAAUUAAAAACUUUAGAAAUACAAUUAAGUGAGUCAAAGUAUAAGUCUCAUUUAAGACAUGGUUUUUUGCAAAAAGGGGGAAUGAAUACAAAUGAUCUGAACAAAAUAAAGGAAGAGACCAAAAGGCAAAUUAAAGAAGUAUUUAGUAACAGAGUAACUGAUAUUCCAGUCGGAGGACCAUCUGUUCCAUACAAAACGAUAGAUCUCAUUUUUAAUAAUAAAAAUAUUUUCCUCAAUCUUCAGGAUCCGAACCCUUUAAAUAUUUGGUAUGACUACUGGAAGGUAGACUUAUGGUUUCCCUUCUCUUCCAUUGAUUACACUAUCCAGCCCUGUUUCACCAUAAAGAAUUAUUCUCACAAAAUAGAAGACAUGGAAUUGGAUAGACUAGCUAAAGAACUUAGAGGCAACAUUGAAAAAAAUAUUAAUAUUUAUAGAGCUUCUCGGAACCUGCCUACUAGAUGGAACCGCGAUGAAACUUUAGAACUAUUUUUGCAAGUCGGGUUGGAGUUACUGCACCAAUUGAACACCUCAAGAAAGGAAGACGCACUGCUAGCAAAAUUAAAAAUUGAAGAUUGGAAAAAAGCCCUCUACUAUAAAGUACCACAGAGCCAUAGGCUACUCGGAUUUCCAUACCAUUUUAACACAUGCAAAUCCAAGUUCAUUUCAGAUAAACUCAUUAGCACACUUGCUAUUUUAGAAUCCCGAGAUAGAUCCCUGUGUCUUUCGCUAGCUGUCUGCUUGUAUAGCCUCCCUGGAGACUUUAUUUCUGCUUACAUCUACAUUAUUACUUGCGUGAAGAUAACGCAGAGGGAGCUGCGAAAAAUGGAAAUCGUCAAGGAGAAGGCGCAAAGAAAGGCAGAAAUCAAGAACGCCAGAAAAAAACAAAAGGGAUCCCUCGAAGAUGUUGACGCGCCAAGGGUCGACGACAUACUUGUGGAUACGCUAGAAGAACACAACCUGGAGGAGACACUAAAGGAGGACGCCUAUGGGGAGAUGGACAUAAAAUUUGCCUCCACAAACCAGGAGGCGCCUUCGCAGGAGCACACUCAGGCGGAUGACGUAUAUCUGGACUUGAUGGGGUCCCACGCCAAUGACGAAACGGCCCAGAUAGUAUCCACGCAGAAUAAAGGGAAAGGUUCGAAAAAGAAAAAGCUAAAAAAGUCGGUUGACUUGAUCAAUUUGUUGCUCGCUGUGAAAAAAGAAGGGGGGAGUAAAAAUGGAGAAAACCGACAUGAGGUAGAGGACGCCCUGAUGGGGAAGCCACAGGACAGUUUAACCCGAAUGAAAGAGGGGGAUUCCACCAAAAAUGAAAAUGAGCCUGAGACAGGUGUGUAUCGAUCAUCAGAAGAGGAAAGAAAGGAUGACCAGAUGAUGAAAGAAGCACUCGAGGAAGACGUCCCACUGGUGAGCCUCAAGGGGAACAUCAUAGCUGCUGACUUGACUGAAUGGAGGAUGGAAGAAAGCGUAGACACAAAGGAGUUGAAGAAAAAAAAAAAGAAGGAAAAGAAGAAAGAAAAGGAGGACAAAUCGGAGCGAGACAAAAACCAACUAGAAUUCGAAAAGCUAAUAAAAUCUAACAACUACUUUGAGAAGGAAAAAAAAAAACUGCAACAAGACAUAGAAAAGCUGGAGAAGGAAAAGGAGGAAUUCAAGAAACAAAAAAUGCUAAGGGAGCAAAAAGAGCAACAAAUGCUGCUCGAGGAAAAGAUGAAACUCGAAAGGGAAAAGGAACUCUUCGAGAAUGAGAAGUUAGAACGGAAAAUGUCGUACAUGAUGAAAAUUAAUGAGUGGGAGAAGAAGGAGAAGGAGCGAAAGAGGGAUGAGGAGGAACGCAAAAGGAAAGAGGAAGAGCGGAAAAGGAAAGAGGAAGAGCGGAAAAGGAAAGAGGAAGAGCGGAAAAGGAAAGAGGAAGAGCGGAACAGGAAAGACGAGGACCGGAAGAAGAAAAAAAAAAAAAAGGAGGAAAGCCGCAGGAGGAAGUUGGACGGGGUGGACAGUGCUGAAGGGGAGGAAGAGGCAGAUCGGGAAGAAAAAAAGGAAAAGGCGCGCCAGAUGGAAAGAGAGCGGGAGCGGGAGAAGGACAGAGUACGGGAGCGCGAAAAGCAAAAAGAACGGGAACGGCAAAUGGAGAAAGAAAUGAAUAGGCACAUGAGUAGCCAAAUUGACAGAAAAAAGGGGCACAACAGGGAGCCGCAGCCUGCCAUGCAGGAAAAGUACUCUGACACCAAUGAGCUUAGCGAGCUAAGCAACUUUGACGAGGAAUUGGACCUCAACCAGAUGUAUUCGAAGACUUCAAGUAGGGAGCCAGACGGGAGCAGUCGUGACGCAUUUAUGGCAGCAGUUGUGUCCGACUUUACCCCCUUGUGGAUUUGUAUGGACAGUGCUGAAGGGGAGGAAGAGGCAGAUCGGGAAGAAAAAAAGGAAAAGGCGCGCCAGAUGGAAAGAGAGCGGGAGCGGGAGAAGGACAGAGUACGGGAGCGCGAAAAGCAAAAAGAACGGGAACGGCAAAUGGAGAAAGAAAUGAAUAGGCACAUGAGUAGCCAAAUUGACAGAAAAAAGGGGCACAACAGGGAGCCGCAGCCUGCCAUGCAGGAAAAGUACUCUGACACCAAUGAGCUUAGCGAGCUAAGCAACUUUGACGAGGAAUUGGACCUCAACCAGAUGUAUUCGAAGACUUCAAAUUUGUAUGACGUAAAGGAGAAGAAAAAAAAAAAAAUAAGAGUGCAUACGAAUAGGAAGGAAACUAGUGCCUCCACGUCCAACCUCUCCAAAGACAUGGAUCAGGUGAAGAAGGAAAUGGAGGAUGAUAACCCCAACAUCGCCAGGUACCUAUACGGGAAAACCAAAAACACAGAUGCCGAGAAAAAAAAUUAUAACUACGACAAGCCGCACUAUGGGAAAAGUAUGAACGACAUGACAUAUACAGAAAUGAAGCAGAGUGAUUUAUUUAAAGGGUUUGUUGACCCUUCAUCUGGAAAGGCUAAGAAAAAAAUUGUGCUCGUGAAAAGGAAGGGAUAG
Plasmodium fragile is the source of this 5673-nucleotide messenger RNA. RefSeq lists its product as uncharacterized. NCBI's taxonomy places the organism in Eukaryota, Apicomplexa, Aconoidasida, Haemosporida, Plasmodiidae. The record is from RefSeq and is a predicted model, not a curated record. The transcript is spliced from 7 exons. The coding region runs from base 1 to 5673 and encodes 1890 amino acids.